Messenger RNA from Stereum hirsutum FP-91666 SS1, 3685 nucleotides. RefSeq lists its product as uncharacterized. The record is from RefSeq and is a predicted model, not a curated record. The coding region runs from base 1 to 3573 and encodes 1190 amino acids. NCBI's taxonomy places the organism in Eukaryota, Fungi, Basidiomycota, Agaricomycetes, Russulales, Stereaceae. Gene Ontology annotation, biological process: intra-Golgi vesicle-mediated transport; early endosome to Golgi transport. Gene Ontology annotation, cellular component: TRAPPII protein complex. The transcript is spliced from 20 exons.
AUGUCCUCGCAGCAUGUCAUCGUCACCUACGCGUCGGCGCCCUCAUUCCUCUCCUCAGACCACUGGCAACAGAUCCAUUCCGCACUCAUAGCUCAACUCCCCCUACGAAACAUACAUUGGAAACCUGCCACAAAGACAUCAGUACGAACUAUUCAGGAGCUCAGCAUCAGGCUUGCAUCUCUGGAAAGUGUUCGGGACGAACACACAUCGCAAAUCCCGUCAACGCUGCUUGAGAAACCGCUCCUCAAUAUCUACAUUGUCCUAUGCGAGGACAAUGAAACGUACAAGACCGUUACAAAGAAACAGAUCAAGGACUGGCACACUAUCGUCAGUCAGCGUAAGAACCAGGAAUGGCUCAUCGUUCACGUCGUGCGACCGGAUGCGAGGACUGCCGCCGGAGGUUUUUUUCAGAUGAAGGGCACGGUGUUAGACAAGAUCAAAGCAGACUUUAAUCUGGAUAAGCGGGACCGGUGCGUCCAAUUGGCGUGGACUGUUGGGCAGAAUAAUCCUGCAGCGUGGGCGGAGAUGCUGUCAAAGAUCAAGGAGGGAAUACUGGUAGCAUUUGACUCUACGAUAGCUCAACGGUCUGAGGAAGUGAAGAGGUCAGCGGGCCAGAGGCUAAUGCCUGGCUGGAACUAUUGCACUUUCUUCAUUCUCAAGGAAAGUAUAGCUACGUCCUUCGAAGGAAUGAAUCUCUUCGAAGACGCACUGCUUCAAUUCGACGAUCUGGACAUCAUGUUCACUAACGUGCUACGAGAGAAGAAUAUGUCAUGGUUUGGUCAACUUAUCGUCGCUGGGCCCAAGGACGACUCGGCGCCUCUCCUCUCCGUCUCGAGCAGACCUUACAGAGAUCUUAUCCUGGCUAAUACAAUCUCAGUUUUCGACUUCCGAAUAUAUAUCAUCGCCCGACAGUGCCUCCUGCUCGCGAAGAUGGGUAGAGUCGACGAAGUAUGUAGGAAGACCCAUACUUUCUUAGUUACAUUCAGCCGACGAUUACGUGACAUCCAAAGCAGUCUCCCUCACUUCUUCCUCGAAUCCUGGAUUUACUCGUCAGCUCUGAGCACAGUCGAGCAAUGUGACGUAUGGGCAAAAGAGUUGACGCUGGACGGAGCCACUCUCGUUGCUUUCAACGCGUCAAAAGCAGAUCUAUUAGAGUUGGCACGUAGUCAGUUGGACGUUGUAGGAGUCAAAGUCGGACAUCUCCCAUCCAAGCCACCUUUUUCCUUGGCUCUUAUCACCUGCACCUCACCGCCUACCAACGGCCAUUCGAAGCAUAGCUCCGGGACCAUCAGCAAUCAAGAUGUCGUACGGGCAAUGGCUGAUGCAGACACCUUCUAUGACCUUUACAUAGGCCUUACCAAUCGCGCCAUCGAGCUCUAUGCGAAGGGUAAUCGUCGAAAAUUCGCUCUCAAACUACACGGGAGUCUUGCGGCAUUGGACUUACAUCGAAAACGACUUUCACCAGCCUUUCAAACCUUCUCCUCAUUGCCAGCCCAUUAUUUACCCCAUCAAUGGACAUCGCUGGAGUCAUAUAUGCUCGUCCAAGCCAUUGACACUCAUAGAUUGCUAGGAACGGCAAAAGACCGACAAUGGGUCGACCUCGCCCUUUCGUUUCUCGGUUCAUAUGUGGAUGAACUUGGUGAAGAUCUCCUAAUGCAGGAGACGGACAAGACCGCAUAUGUAGGAGGGCUGGUAAAAUCGUUGGGUGAAGCGGUCGGCCUCUUAGACACAGAUAUGAUACACCACGACUUUCCAGCAAUAUCAUUGCGUAUCGCAACUCCGAAUGCACGCCUAGCAGAGUCAAAAGACGGCUCGUUCUUGGAUGUGACAGUACGAAAUCGACUACCCUGUGAUAUGCCAGUGGAUGAAAUCGCUGUCGUCCUGACAGGCCGCGAGUCAGAACGUCUUAUCUUCAGUACCGAGGCCUCAACAUUACCUCCCGGGACAACAACAUUUUCGUUGUUCUGCCCUACAUCGUCAUGGGGAAAUUUUUUAUUCGACUCAAGUGAAAUACGCGCAUCACGACUACGACUUCAGUGGGCCGCUGCGUCCAAACCAAGUAGUGCAAAAGCACCAAAGCGCAAAUUCCGAGCACCGGUGCUCGUCCGGCUCAUACGAGAUCUGCAUGCUUUUGAAGUUCGGAUUCAACGGCCACACCGUGUUGAACUGGGAAAGCCACCACAGCUCAUGUUGAUAGCGUCCAGCGGUCGAAAUAAUAUCUCGCGGGCAGAGAUCACCCUAACUUCUGCGUCUGGUGUGGAGUUUCGGCCUCACAAGGUGGUACUUGAACACAAUGACGAAGAAGAUAUUGCUCUAGAGGCGACUGAACAAUCUCUGUCCAUCUCGAACCUCAAGGCCGGCAAAUCUGUAUAUCUACUGGUUCCUCAUACGGACGCUUCCUCGAUGCACAUGAUGCAAGUCGAUAUCUCGGCGGAAUAUAGCACUGAGGCCGAACCUUCCGUGAAACGAACAUUACUACUCGGCAGUCGAAUUCCAACAUCUUUGCCAAUCGCUGUCAAUGUCCACGACUUCUUCAGAGGGUCGAGGCUCUUCUCGAAGUUUACAAUCUCAACAGCCGCGUAUCAACAUGUACGAUUGGCAUCUGCUAGUCUCGAAGCCGAUGAGGGGGAAGCGCAGGGUCUGGUAGUUCGGGGAACACUGCCCCAGAAACGGAAUAUAGCGACUAUCACGCCUUCUCGUCCAGUAAAUAUUGUAUUCCAAAUGGAUUCAAAGAAUGGGAGAGUCGGUGAUCCACUAUGGCUCUGUAUAAAGUAUCGGAUGCUCCGCGAUGAAAUUGAGGCGCUCAUUGAACACGUUGUCGACACUGUGCUUGACGGUGGAGAGGACUCACAUCUCACACGGACUCGGCUCGUUAAUAGCGUGGUUAAAGCACUAGAGAAAGAUUCUGAUUGGGUGUACCUCUAUGAUGCGGCGGAUGAACUUGUUGUACCAGAGAUACAGGCAGAAAAUGACUAUGAAGAGACCCUGCAGAUGGUCAUACAGACGCUCCGCACCACACAUCCCAAUGUCCUUGACGAAUCUUCAUGGCGCGAAAUUCGAAUACCGGUAGAUGUACCGCAGAUGAAUAUCCUCGCUGCGGCAAGGUUAUCCAUUUUGUCCUCCCCGUUCUCGAAACAAGCUCCCCCGCAAGACAAGCUGCCUCCACUAUACGCUGGUCAACCUAUCUCUGCGCUGCUCACAAUACACACGUCAUUUAAAUGGAGCAUGAGUUACGGCGAUGAGAGCCGGAGAUUUAAGAUGAGGUUCGACAUCGAAGAGUUGGUGAGGGACUGGCUAGUCAGUGGGCGCAAACGGGGUGAUUUCGAGGCAAAGAACGGGGAGACCUACACUGUGCCGAUCACAUUAAUCGCGUUGCACCAUGGCGAACUCUCUUUGCCUAAAGUCUCGGUUACUGCUCUUCCUGUCGGAGGGGAAAUGACCAUGGGCUCGCUGGCAAUUCCUAGUGCUGAAACGUAUCAAGUACAUGGUGCAGAGAAGGUCUUGGUGCUGCCGAGAGGAGGACGGACAACCUUUGUAAUAGGCAUGGGCGAGCCGGACAUAGACUAUUAUUGAUGACCGGUAGCAGCGCUGGGGGCUGCGAGUUUGUGGAGUAACUUAUCAUUUUCGUACCCUUAUUGUGUUUCUAUUUUGCGUCUUUGCUUACAGUCGAUACCCGACAAACACC